AUGGUUGUUGUGACCGGCUUGUUGUUGCUUUUUGUCGUUGCUAAAGCUCAGACAAUAGAAGACAGUUGUCACUCGUUUGCUGGUGGACAGGUUUACCCACAGGAGACUAAACGUACCAGCGGGCAUUCAAUUCAGUGGAGCCAAGCAGUCAUUUCAAAGGCUGCCCCAGACUGGAAUGGAACUGCGGUGAUCAAUGGGGAGUUCAAGGAUAUCAAACUUUCUGACUUCAAGGGCAAAUACCUUGUGUUUUUCUUCUACCCUCUAGACUUCACAUUUGUAUGUCCCACUGAGAUCAUUGCAUUCAGUGACAGCAUGGCAGAUUUCCGUAAGAUCAACACCGAGGUAGUGGGCUGCUCCGUGGACUCACAGUUUACUCACCUGGCCUGGACAAAUGUGCCCAGAAACCAGGGAGGUUUAGGCAAGAUCAAUUUCCCUCUGCUUUCUGACAUCACCCAUGAAAUCUCCAAAGCCUACGGAGUCUACCUCCAAGAUCUGGGACACAGCUUGAGAGGCUUGUUCAUCAUUGACCCAAAAGGCAUCUUGCGACAGAUAACCAUGAAUGACCUGCCAGUUGGGCGGUCGGUUGAAGAAACAUUGAGACUAGUGCAGGCUUUCCAGUACACGGACAAGCAUGGGGAGGUGUGCCCUGCUGGCUGGAAGCCUGGCAGUGACACGAUUAUUCCAGACCCAAAGAAAUCUAAAGAAUAUUUCCAGAAGCACACGAAUUCAGACGAAUUGUGA
Candidula unifasciata is the source of this 741-nucleotide messenger RNA. The record is from the annotation of a GenBank genome assembly. NCBI's taxonomy places the organism in Eukaryota, Metazoa, Mollusca, Gastropoda, Stylommatophora, Geomitridae.